Messenger RNA from Leopardus geoffroyi (Geoffroy's cat), 4896 nucleotides. It is a transcript of the gene CALCRL, whose product is annotated as calcitonin receptor like receptor. NCBI's taxonomy places the organism in Eukaryota, Metazoa, Chordata, Mammalia, Carnivora, Felidae. Gene Ontology annotation, cellular component: plasma membrane. Bases 560 to 1951 code for a protein of 463 amino acids. Gene Ontology annotation, biological process: adenylate cyclase-activating G protein-coupled receptor signaling pathway; angiogenesis; cell surface receptor signaling pathway. The record is from RefSeq and is a predicted model, not a curated record. Gene Ontology annotation, molecular function: calcitonin receptor activity; adrenomedullin receptor activity; calcitonin gene-related peptide receptor activity. The transcript has 16 exons.
GCACAUACAAUGUGACAACACUUCCAAUCCACUCAGAACAACCCUCCCUCUCCAGCAGAGAGUAUCACCUCCUGAUUUAGGAUCAUCAGGCUCUGUUCACUGGACCUGACCCUGCCUGCAGGAUUACAUUGCAAAGCUUUCACUCUUCCCCACCUUGCCUGGGGGUAAAUCUCUUCUGCGGAAUCUCAGAAAAUCAAAUUCCAUCCUAAGAAUAUUUCACCAAGAAUUUCCUUAGAAGCUGUGCUGGGGUUCUACGAUGACACAUCAACCACUUGUGAUGCCACCUGUCAAAUCUUUCGAUGGCCCUACCUUCAGGUCAUGACCCCUGGAUUUAAGAAAUUCUUCAAGACAACAUCAAAUAUGAUCCGGGGGAAAAUGUGAUUUGAGUCUGGAGACAAUUGUGUAUUUAUUUUUUUAAGAAGAUUAACUAAUAAUAAAAACCCAGUAUAUCUGAUAGAAGAGAAACGUUAUUUGGAAGAUUACUACAAUUAAAAAGAAAAGCUGUCUACGUGAGUCAUUGUUUGAUUUAUAUUGUACAGCAUAUUUAAUUUUGGCUUCAAUGAUGGAGAAAAAAUGUAUCCUGUAUUUUCUGUUUAUCUUGCCUUUUUUUAUGAUUCUUGACAUAGCAGAAUCAGAAGAGAACAUUGAUGACUUAACUGAGUUCGGUGUCUAUACUAGAAAUAAAAUCAUGACAGCUCAGUAUGAAUGUUACCAAAAAAUUAUGCAAGACCCUAUUCAGCAAACAGAAGGCAUUUACUGUAACAGAACCUGGGAUGGGUGGUUAUGCUGGAAUGAUGUUGCCGCAGGAACCGAAUCAAUGCAGCACUGCCCUGAUUACUUUCAGGACUUUGAUCCAUCAGAAAAAGUUACAAAGAUCUGUGACCAAGAUGGAAACUGGUUUAGACAUCCAGAGAGCAACAGGACAUGGACAAAUUAUACCCAGUGUAAUCUUAACACACACGAGAAAGUGAAGACUGCACUGAAUUUGUUUUACCUGACUAUAAUUGGACAUGGAUUAUCUAUUGCAUCACUGCUUAUCUCACUUGGCAUAUUCUUUUAUUUCAAGAGCCUAAGUUGCCAAAGGAUUACCUUGCACAAAAAUCUGUUUUUCUCCUUUGUUUGUAACUCUGUUGUAACAAUCAUUCAUCUCACUGCAGUGGCCAACAACCAGGCUUUAGUGGCCACAAAUCCUAUUAGUUGUAAAGUAUCUCAGUUCAUUCAUCUUUACCUGAUGGGCUGUAACUACUUUUGGAUGCUUUGUGAAGGCAUUUACCUACACACACUCAUUGUGGUGGCUGUGUUUGCGGAAAAGCAGCACUUGAUGUGGUAUUAUUUGCUUGGCUGGGGAUUUCCACUGAUCCCUGCUUGUAUACAUGCUGUUGCAAGAAGCUUAUAUUACAAUGACAACUGCUGGAUCAGUUCUGAUACCCAUCUCCUCUAUAUUAUCCAUGGUCCAAUUUGUGCUGCUCUACUGGUGAAUCUUUUUUUUCUAUUAAACAUUGUACGUGUUCUCAUCACCAAGUUAAAAGUUACUCACCAAGCGGAAUCCAAUCUCUACAUGAAAGCUGUCAGAGCUACACUUAUCCUGGUGCCAUUACUUGGCAUUGAAUUUGUGCUGCUUCCGUGGAGACCUGAAGGAAGGAUUGCAGAGGAGAUAUAUGAUUACAUCAUGCACAUCCUUAUGCAUUAUCAGGGUCUUUUGGUUUCUACAAUUUUCUGCUUCUUUAAUGGAGAGGUUCAAGCAAUUCUGAAAAGAAACUGGAAUCAAUAUAAAAUCCAAUUUGGAAACAGCUUCUCCCAUCCAGAUGCUCUUCGCAGUGCGUCUUACACAGUGUCCACAAUCAGUGAUGGUACAGGAUACAGUCAUGACUGUCCCAGUGAACACUUAAAUGGAAAAAGCAUCCACGAUAUUGAAAAUGUUGUCUUAAAACCAGAAAAGUUGUAUGAUUGAUAAUAGAGGGAAUGCUGUUUAACUAUUUUGGGUCACUCCUAACUCAAGGACUUGGAUCCAUGACUUUACAACCAGAAGACUUCAAUAUAAAAUGAAUUUCUUGAAUACCACAAAGAAACGCCUCACAUCAAUUCAGUAGUAUAUUGUUAAAUGUUUAACAACUAGCCCUUUGGGAGGGGAAAAAACCCCUUGAUUUGUAAUGUUUUUCCAGUUUCUAUGGUGUAUUCCCACCAGGGCUAAUUUCGGUCUACCAAUCUGACAUCACUGAAUGUGAAACUGGGAAAAGAUGAGGACAGUCAACUCUUGUAGGCUGGCAUGUGUCAGCUCUAGUACACCACUGCACGAAUUCACAUGUGAAUAAGACUGUAAAGUUCAUAUACGCAUCGGGCGUGAUUCUACUCUUGUUGGCUAAACAGGCCUAGCUGAGGCCUAUAGACUUAGAGGGAAAAUUAACUUUUCAUUUGUUUGUUUUAAAAAUCUUCAUCCCAUAUUCAUUGGUGCAGUUGAUUUUUUUUUUAACCAAGUAGGUAUUCUAACCCUUUUUGUAUUUACCCUUUCAAAUGGACUACAUAAAGAGGUAAUUAUUUCUGUUGGCUUAACCACUUCUCCCCAAGAAAAGCAAUAGAGUAGAAUUGCUAUUGGCUACUCAUUGGCUGAUACAUCACAGUUAUAUCCAAUGUCAUAUCUGUUUUUGACGUUUGAUGAAUAGUAUGUCAGAUAUACAAUCCUACUUUGGCAUCAUCAGGGGGAUAUCUUGGUUGAUAUUACAAAGCAUCCUUGUCAGCUACUUUCCUAUCUUACUACACAAGUGGGAGGGAAUCAGUUUCCCUGUAUCUGUAAAUAGAAACUUUGCCCCUUCCAUUUCUACUGUGUAGACAAACAGGCAAUUAUUUUACAUGAAGGAAAUCAGUGAAGGAUUUCUUAUUUUCUUGGAAGUUUGUAAAAAAAAUUUGUUAUGAAAAACAAGCUUGUAAAUACUCUGUUAUUCUAUUUUAUAGUCUGAAAUCAAAUGUGUACAACCUAGGUAAGUUUUUAAAAAAACAAAUACAUAAUGUAACAAUGUAUGCAUGUUAAUAUCUGAUACUGUGUCUGGGCUGAUUUUAUAAUAAAAUAGAGUCUGGAAUUCUAUAUUUGGUAAAUAUUUUAAAGACAACCAGAUGCCAGCAUCAGAAGUUUGUUUGAGAACCAAGAGAACAGAAAUAUCUAUGAUAAGAUAUAAAAUAUUUAUUUAAAAAAAUCAAGCCAUUGUUUUAUUAUAUUAGCUUAGGUGAUGCUUUCAUACCUUAAUAAUAGGUAAGUUUGACAUAUUUCUCCUUUUAUUUUGACGAUGAACUUGCAUUCUAAUCCAGUAACGUUAAUGGAUUCCAAUAGUAAAAAAUGCCAAUCUGCCAUUCUUAUGGUUUUCACACUAUUAAAAAUAUUACUUUUCUGACACUUACUGCAUAAACAUUUAUGGCUUUGGGAGUGUUCAGACUUUUUAAAAAAUUAGAGGAAUAGAAUAUAUAUACAUAUAUAUGAUAUACAAUGCUUUACUAGAGCUACUAUGAUAAUAUGAUACCAGAAAUCAGUGAAAGACUUGAAUACAUCAGUGAAGAAGAAUUGUCAGAACAUUUAGGGAGUAAUUAAAUUAAGAUGGAAGAAAGCCUUGCUAAUGAAUUAAAGUGACAUUUAAAUGGGAUUCAGUUGUUCCCCUAAUGUUAUUUUCCACUGAAAUUUCUGAAAAACAAAAAUGCCUUCAAUUAGUAAAAUUCAAUUUGAGGAGGACAAGUUACUAUGUGUAUGUGCUUUUCUAGUGUGUCAAUUUGCUUAAAAUGGAUUAAACUAAUGACUGAGUAAUCAUAGAUUCUUUCUUAACUGUCGAUAGAUUUGUGAGUUCCGACGUCAUUUGUAAUUGUCCAGGAAAAUUAUCUAAAUUAGUAAGAACUAAGAGAUUAAAUGGCUUGGUCAAUAUAUUUAUAAUUCAUCUGUACACAUGCAAAGAUUUUGUCGUUUGUUUCUAAAUUUAUGGAUUUUACAGCAAGCUGUCACAGAAAGGAAUGCAGGCUGUUCUAGACUUGCCACUGUCUAAAUAAUACAAAAAUUCCUUUAAAUAAACUCACUGUUUAGCUACUUAUUCUUCAAAGAUUCAAAUCCUUUGCUUCAUACUGCUCACACAUUUCCACAUUCUUCCAGACAAACUGUCAAGUCUCAACCAUAAAUGACAGUAGAAAAUUCUGUCAAAUUCUCCAUGAGCAUUACAGUAAAAUUUAACUGUCAUUUUCCAGUGUUUCUUUUAUUCUGUUUUUUUAUCAUAUUAAAUUUAGAUCAGAUUUCUUUUAUGGCUCACAAUUGUUUAGUGCACAGGUUUUAGAUGAAGGCAUCCAAUAAUUACUCAGUUUUGUAGCCAUAUUUUCUUAUGAGUAAUAUUUUCAAAUAUUAGACUUCUCUAAAGCUGAAGUGAUAACUAGGAUCUCCUUUAUAUCUUACUUAUAAAGAAAAGAUAAAAUAAAUACUUUUUAAAGCCAAAUUUUUGGGGCAGCUAAACACUAAUUUGGGGAAUUUCUACCUUUCAGAAUACAGAUCUGCUACUUUUCUGUAAGUACUUGUGUAAGUCAGAUUUUAAUUAAAAAAUUCUAGUUUGUCCUUUUUCAUUUUCUAAAGCUAUUUUCCAGUGAAUUCAUUCAUAAAAUAUCCAUUCUGGAAUUUGGUGUUUGCUCAAAUGUAACGCAGUGUGUACAUAGUAUUAGUGGUAGGUGUAGUGCUGUAUUUAUUGGCUUAAUAAUUUUUUUAAGUGUGAACUUCAUUGUCUUUUGGUUUUAACCUGCUAAUAGAAACCACCACUUCUUUUAUCUGUAAGUCACAAACAAGAUAUUUUGAUCAAUUAAAAUAAGUCAUAUUAUGUCCACUUAAUGUACAUCUCUAUUUUUUGAUUGUAUGAAAAUAUUAAAGUUAUGAGUUAAAGUUGA